Molecule: messenger RNA, 1500 nt
Organism: Lolium rigidum
Lineage: Eukaryota; Viridiplantae; Streptophyta; Magnoliopsida; Poales; Poaceae
Product: anthocyanidin reductase ((2S)-flavan-3-ol-forming)-like
Exons: 5
Coding region: 166-1287 (373 amino acids)
Molecular function (GO): oxidoreductase activity, acting on the CH-OH group of donors, NAD or NADP as acceptor
Source: RefSeq, a predicted model, not a curated record
ACCCAGCCACUGGUUCACGCGGGUAACUCCGGGACCAAACACGCUCGGGCGCAAUUUAAAUGCAGGCUCCUUGGAGCAGGAGAGCCUCAGUGCCUCGAGUCAACUUUCCAAUUCCUGAGCAGAGGUAGUGACUUCCGUAGUUCAGUUAGGAGAGGGCAGCGAUCGAUGGCAUCCGCAGCUGGAGGCAGGAGGAAGACGGCCUGCGUCACCGGAGGGAGCGGCUACAUCGCCUCGGCGCUCAUCAAGACGCUCCUCGAUCACGGCUACGCCGUCAAGACGACCGUCAGAAACCCCGAUGACCUGGAGAAGACCUCCCACCUCAAGGAUUUGCAAGCAUUUGGCCCCUUGGAGAUCUUCCGUGGUGAGCUGGAUGUGGAAGGCAGCUUCGACGACUCGGUUUCGGGCUGCGACUAUGUAUUCCUCGUCGCCGCUCCGAUGGACAUGGGGUCACUGGAUCCUGAGAGAGAUCUUGUCCAGGCAGGCGUCCAAGGAACCCUGAACGUGAUGAGGUCGUGUGUGAAAGCGGGGACAGUGAAGCGUGUGAUCCUGACGUCGUCGGAUUCCGCGGUGUGCCAGAGGCCGCUGGAAGGCGACGGGCACGUCCUGGACGAGGGCUCCUGGUCCGACGUGCCGUACCUGAGAGCGGAGCAGCCAGAGGCUUGGGGGUACGCGGUGUCGAAGGUGCUCAUGGAAGAGGCGGCGGGCAAGUUCGCGGACGAGAACGGCCUCAGCCUCGUCAGCGUGCUGCCCACCUUCACCCUGGGCGCGGCGCCGGUGUCGCAGGCCAGAACCAGCGUCCCCGUCGUCCUCUCCUUGUUGUCCGGCGACGAGGAACAGCUAAACCUCCUGGAAGCCAUGCACUUGAUCACCGAAUCCGUGUCAAUAAACCACAUCGACGACCUCUGCCGUGCCCAGGUGUUCCUCGCCGAGAACGAGGCCUCGUCUGGGAGGUACAUCUGCAAUAGCCACGACACCACCGUCAAGCAGAUCGCCCGUCUCUUCGCAGACAAGUACCCACAAUACAACGUGAAAUCCCAACGGUAUAUAUAUGAGAGCUACCUUUCCUCAUCCUCGAGACCUGGACACAGACAUGGACUUUUUGUUUUGUUUGUAACGAUAUCCAUGCCUUCUUUUUGCAGUUUUGAUGGGUCCCCUGAGAAGCCAAGAGUGUGCCUCUCGUCUCAGAAGCUCAUCGGAGAAGGGUUCGUCUACAAUUACGAUGACCUAGGUGCGAUCUUGGACGACCUCGUCGAGUACGGCAGGACCACGGGGAUUCUUCCCUAUUGAUAUGCUCCUCCUGUUCUGCCGAUCGUAUGUAUGUGAUCGGAACGCAACAGUGUGUGCUUUCUUCGUCAAUGGCAGGUCUCGGAACAACACGACAGUGUGCUUUCUUCGUUCUUGGGCAGGUCUCUAUGGCUCUGAAGAUUGGGGAUCUGAUCUCCUGUUGUUUUUUGCCCCGUAGUGUGGUCUUGACGCCAAGGCCACAGGCGGGUUUUCCUA